Messenger RNA from Mycena indigotica, 834 nucleotides. Its product is annotated as Ubiquitin-like domain-containing protein. Gene Ontology annotation, cellular component: endoplasmic reticulum; Dsc E3 ubiquitin ligase complex. The coding region runs from base 1 to 834 and encodes 277 amino acids. Lineage: Eukaryota; Fungi; Basidiomycota; Agaricomycetes; Agaricales; Mycenaceae. Gene Ontology annotation, molecular function: protein binding. The record is from RefSeq and is a predicted model, not a curated record. The transcript has 4 exons. Gene Ontology annotation, biological process: protein processing.
AUGCUGAGUGAGAAAGCUAAAGGCAAACAACGCGCUAUAGACCCAGAACCAGCCACCGGCCCCACUCGCGAGUUCGUCGUGCGAUUCACCGAGGGUACUUCAGACUUGCAUGUCACCGUCAAUGAGCAAGACACCCUCAAAACAGUCAAAGAACAAGUCCGCAGGGAGCGACCGCACCUACAGAACAAACGACUGAGAUUUAUUCACUCUGGAGGCCUGUUGGCUGACACUACCGUUGUGUUCUCCUGGCUUGCUGCGCUCGACGGCAAGAGCAAACAUGCGGAGGAGGAUACUUCGUCGUCUUUGCCUAAGACGUGGAUUCAUUGCUCGGUUGGACGCGAAAUAGAACCCGGGGAGGAGGAGGACGGGGCAGAGCAAAAAGCACAGCUACGUCCCGCCCGUGGGUUUGACCGUCUCGCAUCCGUUGGCUUCUCCGAGUCCGACAUCGCCAACUUCCGACUCCAAUUCCACAGCCAGUCCGCUGCCAACUACCUCGACACCGAUUUCGAAACCGAGGAGGAAUACGACGAACAUGCCCGUGCACUGGAGGAAGAAUGGAUUGACUCGUUGGACAGUGCUGGGACUGCCACCCUCUCCCAAAACUCGUCAGCCAGCAACCCUUCGUUUCUGCAAGGCAUCCUUAUUGGGUUCUUCUUCCCCAUUCUGCCUCUUUUCUUCUUUCGAAAUUCCCAUCCACCUGCAUUCUGGGAAGAUGGAUCGCAGCAAGAACCUCAAGGGACGGUCGUCUUUUCCAAGUUCAUGCAGAUGGGGCUCGUCGUUGGCUUUGUUAUCAACCUGUUUUUUGGUGCAUGGCGGUUUUUACUCGCUUCUUAA